This is a messenger RNA of Closterium sp. NIES-65, 2907 nucleotides long. Lineage: Eukaryota; Viridiplantae; Streptophyta; Zygnematophyceae; Desmidiales; Closteriaceae. The record is from the annotation of a GenBank genome assembly.
AUGCCGCGGCGAAAUGGUCCCUGGGAUUCUGGAAACCGGCGGUCCUGCUCUAGCAGGAUUGUAACCGCCGCGACGCCAGGCGCAGCCGGGGGAAUGCGCGCACCCCCCGCUUCCCCUUUCGCUUCCCCCAGUUCCACCUCCCCGCGCUCCGCUAUCCCCGGCUCCGCGUCCCCCCAUUCCGCUCUGCGCACCCUCCAAACUCGUAGGCAAUCCCGCUCUAGCCGCAUCACAACCGCUGCAGCGUCAAAUGCCCCGGGUGGAGCUUCCGCCUCCCCCGCAUCCGCGCCCGCUGCGCCUAGGCCCGGCGCGAGCGGAGGCGGGGAGGCGCUUAUAUCGGGGGAAGGGCUGGCGAAGAGCUUCGGAAUGGACGUUCUUUUCGAGGGGCUGGAUGUGACUAUAAGCAGAGGGCAGAAGCUGGGGCUGCUGGGGCGGAACGGAUGCGGUAAAAGCACAUUGCUGAGGAUACUAGCGGGGAUGGACGCACCUGAUAAGGGCAAGGUGCAGCGCCGGCGGCACCUGAACCUGGCGUUUCUCGCUCAGGACCCCGAUUUACCCGCGUCUCUGUCUCUUCUAGACGCAGAUCCGGACCUACCCGCGUCUCUGUCACUUCUAGACGCGGUGUUGUCAGCGGACAAUGCGGCCAUGCGUGCUGUGAGGGAGUACGAGCGAGCAGCACAGAGGAUGAAGGGCCGAGGUGCGUGUGUGAAUACGGUUUGUGGUUGUGGAGCAACUUGUAAAGGGGAUGAGAGCAGGGGUGAGGGGAAGGGGCAUUGGUUGGCAGGGCUAUCAUCGGACAAUGCCGCCAUGCGUGCUGUGAGGGAGUACAAGCGAGCAGCUCAGAGGAUGAAAGGCCGAGACCCCACCCCUCUUCAGAGGCAGCAGCGCUGCAGCGAGCCAUGGAUGGGGUGGAGGCGAUGGGGGCAUGGGACGUGGUGGCAGAGGCGGGGAAGAGGGUUGCUCAUUAUUCAACCCCCCUCCCCUACGCUCUCAACCCUACCCCUCAAAACCCCAAACCCCAAACCACCAGACCCCACCCCCUCGGAGGCAGCAGCGCUGCAGCGGGCCAUGGAUGGGGUGGAGGCGAUGGGGGCAUGGGACGUGGUGGCAGAAGCAGAGAAGCUGCUGGAGAUCCUCGGGCUGGGGGACGCUGCUCUCACCAACGGUGGUGGCGGUGGUGGCGGGGGGAUUAUGGAGCGGCAAGUUUCGUCGCUUAGUGGCGGGCAGAAGAAGAGAGUGGCCCUGGCUGCGACGCUGCUGGCAAAGCCAGAGCUGAUCAUUCUCGAUGAGCCCACCAACCACAUGGACGUGGCAGUCAUUGAUUGGAUGCAAUCCGCCCUCUCCGACCCCUCUCUCACCGUCGUCCUCGUCUCCCACGACCGUUACUUUCUCGACGCCGUCUGCACUCAAAUGCUCGAGAUCGACCGGGGGACCUCCUUCCGCCACUCGGGCAACUACACAAACUUUUUGGCUGCCCGGGCGAAGAGGGCGGUCGAAGAAGCCGCCGCGAUUGGCCGGGCAGCAAACACGCUGCGGCGGGAGGGGGAGUGGAUGCGGCGAAUGCCGAAAGCUAGAUCGACUAAGUCCCGGUCGAGAAUCGACCGGUUUUUGGCGCUUACUAAAGCAACGGCGGAGAAAAGGCAGCGGCAGCAGCAGGCGGCGGUGGGGAGUGUGGUGGAGAUGGGUAUGGGGGAGGCACGACUGGGUGGGAAGGUGUUGGAGUUGAGAGAUGCUACGGCAAUGCGAGGAGAGAGCACCGUGUUUGAAGGGUUUACGUAUGAGUUUGGUCGCGGGGAUCGGCUGGGAGUGGUGGGCCGAAACGGAGCAGGGAAGACCACUUUCCUAGACGCGUUAGCAGGCCUCCUGCCUCUCCCUUCCGGUACCAGAGAUGUGGGGGAGACGGUGGUGAUGGGCUAUUACACACAGCACAUGCCCCCCGUGCCGGACAACAUGAGAGUUCUCGACUUUGUUCAAAACUUCAACCCGACAGCUGCUGUCCUCGGCUCCUGGGGCUCCAUCCCUGCUGCAGCUGCCGCUGCUGCUGCUGGUGAUGGUUCUGCCUCUAGUUCUUCUCCCGUUGCUGCUGGUUCGGGUGGGGCUUCUAUGUCUGGAGGGAGUGGUUCGGACGAGCCUGUUUCCGCUUCGGAGCUUCUGGAGCGGUUUGGAUUUCCCCGGGCGAAGCAGUACGCCUGGGCGUCAAAGCUGAGUGGAGGGGAGAAACGGCGGCUGUUACUGGCAGCAGUGUUGGCGCAGCGCCCAAACUUCCUCAUGCUGGAUGAGCCCACCAACGACCUCGACUUACAAACCAUCGAGAGACCCAACUGCCUGAUGCUGGACGAGCCCACCAACGAUCUUGACCUGCAGACCAUUGAGGCUCUGGAGUCAUUCCUCUCAGCGUACGAGGGCUGUCUGCUAGUGGCCUCCCACGACCGGGCAUUCAUGGAUGCGGUGGUUGACCGCCAGUUCGUGCUGCAAGGGGACGGACAGGUGUUGCUUUACGACGGGCUGUUCUCGGAAUAUCUCGCUGACGCGCAGGAGCAAAAAGCGGAGAUGGAAAAAGAGGAGAAGGAGAGGGUUGCGGAGGAGGAGAGGAGGAAGGAGGCUGAAGCAAAGAGUGUGGCUGAGGAGCGGAGGAAGGGGGAGGAGGGAGCAGGUUCAGGUGGGAUUAAGGUGAAAGGGAAGUCGGCUCGGAAGAUGUCGUAUAUGGAGAGGAAGGAGUGGGAGCGGUUGGAAAAGGAGAUUGAGAAGUUGGAGAAGAAAAAGGUGGCGGUUGAGGCACAGCUGGAGGAGAAGAGCAAGGCGGGAGAUUUUGCGAUGCUCCAAGGGUUGUCCGAUGAGCUUGCUGCGCUGGGACAGGCUAUAGAGGCGAAAUCAGAUAGGUGGCUCGAGCUGGCAGAGCUAGCUGAGUAG